GCAGAUUAAUGAUUUUGUUACUUGUACAGUAGAUAUUUGUUUGUUUGAACUAAGAAGCAAAACCUUGGUUUUCCAGGAGGAGGUGAGACCGAAUCAUGAACUAGUUCAGAGCCUCAUCUCCACUCAUUCUACCAUUGAUGCUAAGAUGGCUUCCAGUAAGGUGUCUCUCUUCAUGGACUCCAGGCCAUUAGAUUCAGAAGACAUAGAAAGACAAGAGUUUGUGAUGCCAAAAGAAGAGAGAGCAGUUGAUGUGAAGACUGGAAGAGUACGUCGGAAAGCAAUAUUUGAUGAAGAAAAAGAAAAUCAUGAUGCAGUAAGUGACGAGGAAGAUGACCAAGAAGAAGAAGAAAUGUCUGAGGAUGGAAGUGAUGGUGAUGACGAAGAUGAUGCUGAAGAAGAAAGUGACAGGGAGAUUUUAGGGGAAGAGGUGGUUGUUGGAAGUGCCAAACGCCUAAAAAGAGAGGUGACUAAAGAAGAAGCUGUGAAUGAGUUGCCAGCAUUUGCAGACAGUGAUGAUGAUCUUGAGGUGAGUUCUGAAGGAGAAGGAAAAACUGCCCCUGAAGAAAGUGAUAUGGAGGGAGAAGACAGUGAAGAACAAGAAUCAUAUGAAAAUGAAAGUUCAGAUAGUGAAUUUGAAGGUGUGAGGAAAGGAGUAACUAAAUCUGAGCAGUAUGAAAUAAAUAGAGAGGAUGAAGAAAUGAGAUCACAAAUUUCAUGUCACAAUCUGAAGAAAAAAGCCGUUCUCACUACAGAUUCUGGAAAUUGCACAGCAGAAGAGGCAUCAGAAUCUGAGGUUGAAAACUCUUCCAUGGAAGAGGGAGGAGAUGAUGAAGGAUCACAUGGUGAAUCAGAAGUUGAUGCUUUGGACGGAAAAGGAUUUCGGCAAACUCGAGAGAAGAAAAUGGGUAGUGUUAAACAGACUGAACUUAAAGCUGUAGAAGAUGAGGAGGAUGAUGAUGUUGAGAAUCUUCUGAAGGAGGAAGAGGAAUACGAAGAGAAGAUAGAUUUUUCUGCUGACACAGCAG
Tinamus guttatus (white-throated tinamou) is the source of this 1025-nucleotide messenger RNA. The record is from RefSeq and is a predicted model, not a curated record. Lineage: Eukaryota; Metazoa; Chordata; Aves; Tinamiformes; Tinamidae.